This is a messenger RNA of Neoarius graeffei (lesser salmon catfish), 3733 nucleotides long. RefSeq names its product family with sequence similarity 222 member Ba (gene fam222ba). The coding region runs from base 418 to 2181 and encodes 587 amino acids. Lineage: Eukaryota; Metazoa; Chordata; Actinopteri; Siluriformes; Ariidae. The record is from RefSeq and is a predicted model, not a curated record. The transcript has 5 exons.
GUGAUUCGGCAACGCAGAGGGGAAAAAAAAAAACAACAACAAGCAAAAAAACCACUACCCCAAAUAACAAACUAUCACCAUGUUUUGAGCCGUACGCAUUGCUGUUGCCCACAGAGAAGCCCUUGUGUCAACAGCCUGGUAUCUGGAAUGAUUGAUGCUGUAGUGCUCAUUGAAAAAUAGGAGUGUGUGCGUUUGUGUGUGGAGAUCACAAAUCUGCUGCAGGCUGCAGUAAUGCCCUGCACAGCUGCUACGCCUCAUCUGAUUCCAGUUCAAUGGUGCAGCAAGUCGAGGAGAUUUUUGACAUCCUGAUGCCUCGACGUGCCUGUCUCAGGUGACGCUUUUCCAGUUCACUUUAACUUUUAUGUGAGGAGGAGUGUGUGUCCCAUGUUGCACUAGGAGUGUGAGUGUGUGUGUGAGAUGCUGGCCUGUUUGCCAGGGCCAGGUGACCUCUCCCUCCAGCUUCUUCCUCACUCGCAGAUGAACACUGGACUUCAGAAAUGGGACACUACACAGAGGAUGAGAUCAGCCCAGUAUCCGACCCCUGCGGAGCUGGACGCUUAUGCUAAGAAGGUGGCCAACAGCCCGCUGACCAUUAAAAUUUUUCCUAACAGCGUCAAGGUCCCACAGCGCAACCACGUGCGGCGCACUGUCAACGGAUUGGACGCGGGUGGUGCACGCUACAGUCCCUAUCCCCCUUCACAGUCUGCAGCCAAGGCUGGCCUUUUGGCUAUAGUCAAGGCACCCGUCACCAAGGGCAUCAUCAAAGACUUCACCGGUACACGUGUGACGAUGAGCGCCCCUGGAAGUGGGUAUGGCCCGGCACCAAGCACUUUAACCCUUCAGCAUGCACCACAGCCGCUUCAGAGACCCCCACAACAUCCACAAGGCCUCCCACAACACGGUCAGAAUCUCCAGCCCCUCCAACAGCAACACCAGGGACUUGGGCAUCAUGCACCCUCAGCAAUGCCCCAGCACCCACAAGGUAUGGGGAGGACACAGCCUCUUUCCCACCCCCCUCCUCUUGGUCACCCAGGUCCACAGCCUCCUCCCGCUCUCUUGCUUCAACAGCAGCAGCAGCAACAACACCUCCAACAGCCUCCUCCGGGUCUGCAGGGUGGAACUAGAAAACUCACGGAUGCCGAUGCCCCGCCCAAUGUGACUGUUUCUACCUCAACCAUUCCUCUCUCAAUGGCUGGCACCCUGCACCAGGGCCGCCAAGCUGAUCUGAGCACCAUUGUGCACCAGAUUAACCAGUUCUGCCAGGCUCGGGCCCAGGGCGCUGGAGCCACAUCCAUGUGUGAGGGCCAAAUUGCGAAUCCAAGCCCCAUCAGCCGCAACUUGCUUAUCAAUGCCAGCUCCCGGGUGGCCAUGCACAGUGGGCAUUCCAGCACUGUACCUCCAGGCCUCGGACACUCUUCUUGCACCAUUGGAGCACCAGAUAAAUCAGUAGGCACUGGAGUGCCUCUGCACAACAUGGGUGCCAUAAACAGGAUGGCUGUGUAUCACAACGAUUUGAAACAGCAGCAGCAUCUGCAGCACCAACAGAACCCCCAACAGCAUCCAAUUUGUCACCAACAGCAUCAGCAGAUGAUGUCAUGGAACCAGCAUCAGCUUGCCCACCUGCAGCAUGUAUCAGACGGAGCUGGGCACCCUUGCAAAACCGCUCCUCGGGACCCAGGCUUCCCUUGUAAAGGCAUGAACUACCCCCCUGAGCUGUGUGUAGGGCAGCCUUAUUCCCUCAAACCCCCCAUGGAUAAGCCAACGCCUUCGCCUCCAGUUGUCAACACCACCACCAUGCCACCUGGCACUGUUGUGCACUACGCCAACGGCCAGUACUACCAUCAGGUGCCCGUGUGGGGUAGUAUUCUCCCAACACCUAACAGCGACAGUUCCAGUUCACAGGAGUUGCCCGCACCCUUCCAUGGUCCGACAGGCAAUGGAACAGGCGGUACCAACCCCACCCCAGGGGUGGACUGCGCCCCCACGGGAGGAACGGCACAUUAUCGACCGGCAGGAGUAGCAGGGGGAGCCGCAGUGGGGCAGACUAAUCUGAUGCAAACGGCAGAUUACAUGGGAGGGGACUUCCAGACGCCCUGCUUCCGAGAUCAAAAUCUGGGCCUAAUGGGGAAGAUGCCCAGGCCUCCCCCCAUGGCCCAUGGCCAGCACCCAGGGUACAGAUAAGCUCCGACACAGGCUCUGCUCUCCACCUCUGUCCGUUUCAGAUAGCCACACAAAAUCAUCUACUUUGCUCUCUGUCUUAAAAUUACUUAAUAGGAGGAAAAGCAUUACAACACAUCAGUUCACGUUAACAGUUCAGACAGCAAACAAAGUCAUCACUGAAAACUGAAACAUUUAACAAAAGCAGUGUUUUUCACUUUUUUUUUUUUUCCUUUUAGUCAUCAUUCUUGCAAGUGAUCAAUUUUUUUUAAAGGAUUAAGCCCAUUUACCUUUGGUUAUUGGUUUCACUUUGUUUUCCCCACAUCACUGUGUGACGUGUCUUCUUGGCAUAGAAAUACAGUCUGAAAGAUGAAAUGAUGUCCUGAAACCAGGGGUUUAUAGUUCAGCUGUAGGCUGAAUAAGCUCAGUAAUGCACUGUUCAGGAAGGUGUUUUUUUUUUUUUUUCCCCUGGAUCAGGCCUGAGUCUGCUUGGCAUCUCCAGAUUACUCCCAAAAUUGUUCACGACAAUAUAGAUGUUAUUCAGAGGGCUUCAUCCUCUUCUCUAGGUUAAUUUAUUAAUAUGUGAAUGGGAUGCUAGUUUGCAGUUGGCAAGAUGAUUUCGACUGGAUAACAUCAGUGAAGUUCUCGGUCGCAUAUCAAGCCACUUAGACUGGCUGGGCUUAAAAUGACUGAAGCAUAAUUUAUGUAUCAGUUACAGUCGAAAGUGCUGCGACAAAUCAGGUGGUUUAACUGAGGUCUUAACUCGUUUAGAUUAAUGAAGUAGGCAGCAUGAUUGACUUGUGGAGUUCUAGUUUCUUAAGAAGCCAAUGUGGGCUGAACUGAAAGGUGGGGGGACCUGCAAGAAGAUCGAGCUUCAAGGGGUGCCGUUGUACUUCUGCUUCAUUUUCUUGAUAUGAAAACGUACUUGAAUCCGAGAGAUGGGCUGUUCUCUUGUUAGAUGGUUUGUUAUAAAGUUAGCAGGACUAAACUUACUACUGGAGAAGAUUGUGGAUUGUUACUAAUAUCAUUUAGAGACUAACUACAAACCAAAAUUGAGAUUAUUUGAUCCUACAUUUUGUCAUGUAUCUGUUGAAAUAACUUCAGUUUAGGAGUUGCUACUGAUGCUCUAAUGACAUGUGCUUGAAUGAAUAGACCAAAUUGAUCACUUGCAAGAUCGCUUGUGGGUAAAUCAAGGAGGACUUGAAGUCAAAGGUGAAACAGCAGAUGAAUUAUUUUAUUGUACACUGGCUAAUCUGCUAUACUACUGUAACUUUUAAGAAGUGUAAUGACUGUGUGAAUGUUGGAUGAUUUGCGUGGGGAUCGUUUUAGUGGAGGAGUGAGAAGGUGUGUGUGUGUGUGUGUGUGUGUUGGUUGGUUGGUUGGUGGAUUUACCAUCACCCACUCUCUGCUUGCCUCCCUCUGGAACAGCCCUUAUAAAGCCUUAAGUAUUUGGUCCUUGGACUUUCCUUUGAAAACAAGCAUGGUUAUUAUGAAACCUAUAAUAUUGAUAAUUAUGAAAAUGACUUCAAAAAGACUAUAAAGGAACAGCAAUUUUUUCCUUGUUUAUUUUUAUUAA